GUUACUUUUUAGUGCCUCAGAAGUCUUAACCAAGUUAGAUUCGAGUUAAAAAGCAGAAAGUGAAAGUAGUUGCGAAAAAAUGCUGAAGGCUUCCUAUUUUAUCUUCCUUUUGUUAGUAUUUGUGUGCAAAAUAUGUAUGAUAACCGGAGAUCGAUGCACUCUGGUAACUGGGACUUCUGGAACAAUUGCAAACGAAAAAGAGGGUCAUUACUAUUCAAAGUGUUGGCGUUUUAGGGUACCCCUGAAUAGCAUCACACGUGUCAUUAUGGAAUCAUUUAAUCCUAGUGCCACUUGUGAGUAUACUAAAGUGGAAGUUUAUCCAGUCAAUGAAGACAUAAAAUAUCUAUUCUGCCCUGAUAAUUCUUGGAAACCCAUAGUUUUGCAUAGUGACUUCAUAGUGGAGCACACAAUAACAAAUUUCUAUGACAUUACAAGUAGCGGUUUCUCAAUUAAGUAUGAAAGCGAAAAUACGCUUUGCUCUCAAGAUAAUAUCUUCAAAUGCAGUGAUGUCAUGUGCAUUCCUCGUUCUCAAGUAUGUGAUGGAACAGUUCAGUGCCCCGAUGGAAUCGAUGAAAAGGGAUGUGAUAACACAGCAUUAUUGGAUCGCAGAAUGAAAGAAACCCGCAGAGCCGGAAUUCAGUGGCUGAAGAAGAGAUGGUCUCACUCAGCCGGUUGGCAAGAAAACACUCACAGAGCAAUCACUGCAUUGUUUUUAGCAAGCGAGAAAAAUGAUAAAAAUGUAGAAGAAACACUAAUGAUAAAACAACUAGAGGUUCAGGCUUUGGUUUAUCUCUUGAGAAAAGAAACAGAUCCAUUGACAGCAAAUCAGUUGAGUAUGUUCGUCAAUGCUCUAACUGUGUCGUGCCAGAACCCGUAUAAAUUUUAUGCCAAUGAUUUAGUGAAACUGUUGAAAGACCAAACAGAAGUUUCAUCCCUGAUCGCCCGUCCUGGAGCGUAUCUAACGCUCUGUAACGCGGGUGAAACUUUACCAGUCAAUGCCACCCACGAUCUCGGUAACCUGUUGAAGUCUGAUUCAGCAUAUUCUUUUUUUCUUGAUAUUCAAGCAGUGGCUAUCAUGGCCCUUUCUUGCUUACAAGUCAAUAAUGAGAGAAUCUUAAACGGGUUUUUUCCACACACCGAGUACCAGGAAGCUCUGACGAAAUUGAAGCAGCUUCAGCUCGAAGAUGGAAGUUUUGGAACCAUCUACACGACAGCAGUUGUCACGCAAGCAUUGCUUUCAGCUGGUCAACAAAACAGUACAGACUGGAAUUACAAUAAAGCAGUGAACCACUUAAUUCAACAAUUUAACUCCUCAACAAUUGAUUUCUUAGCCGUGUACUUGAUUCUACCAAUUUUAAAUGGAAAAUCCUUGCCACACAUUGGAAACACAGACUGUUCAACUAUAAUGCAACGCGACCCUGUUGCUGAAGCGAAAGACAAGCUUGGUCCCAAAAUGCGUGUCCAGUACUCUCUCUACAUAGGGGAUGAGAAGGACAUCGUCCACACCAUAUCGCUUCGAAUUCCGGUAAAUAUUACAGUUUUCGAGGUCAUGCAACUGGCACAAGAAGCAGAUUCCAAAUACAAAUUUCGGGCAAAGAAAUCAGCAGAGAAAUUGUACAUCUAUGAUAUAAAAGGCAUAAUCAAUGACUUCGAGGAUGGAAAAUUUUGGUUGUUGUACAUUGGAAAAGAUACUGAAUCUAUGACACAUACUAAUAAAAGUCCCGAUACAAUCAUUUUACAAGAUGGAGCUCAUAUAGUCAUGUGGUACAAGAAGGCACAUAUUUGAUCAAUUAAUGAAAAAUAUUAUGAAUUUUUUUGUAACUUUUGUGAGAUUAAAUAGUAUGUGAAACCAU
Argiope bruennichi is the source of this 1853-nucleotide messenger RNA. RefSeq lists its product as uncharacterized. Lineage: Eukaryota; Metazoa; Arthropoda; Arachnida; Araneae; Araneidae. The record is from RefSeq and is a predicted model, not a curated record. Gene Ontology annotation, molecular function: protein binding; cobalamin binding. The transcript has 11 exons. The coding region runs from base 80 to 1786 and encodes 568 amino acids. Gene Ontology annotation, biological process: cobalamin transport.